This is a messenger RNA of Lagopus leucura (white-tailed ptarmigan), 1288 nucleotides long. It is a transcript of the gene LHFPL6, whose product is annotated as LHFPL tetraspan subfamily member 6. The record is from RefSeq and is a predicted model, not a curated record. The transcript is spliced from 4 exons. Gene Ontology annotation, cellular component: membrane. Bases 232 to 834 code for a protein of 200 amino acids. NCBI's taxonomy places the organism in Eukaryota, Metazoa, Chordata, Aves, Galliformes, Phasianidae.
CCGGGCCCCGCGCCCAUGUGCUGCCGGCACCCGCGGCGGCAGCCCCAGCGCCCGGCGUGAGAGGACUUUUGUCUUCAUGAUGGGAGGAAACAUCCCCCUGGCUUUUAGGAUCCGAGCUUCUCUUGUUGUGAGGAUUUGCCAAGGCUGAGAGACUCUGGAUUAUCCCUAACUUCUAAAAUACAGAGGGGCUUUCUGUCUCUCCAUUGUGAGGGGCUUGGUGCAGACGUGAAGAUGGCUUCCAGCCUCACCUGCGCCGGUGUGGUCUGGGCUUUCCUCUCCUUCCUCUGUGCAGCGGCAUCCUGUGUGGGCUUCUUCAUGCCCUACUGGCUCUUGGGAUCUCAACUGGAGAAGUCGGUUUCCUUUGGCACUUUCCGGAGGUGCUCCUACCCGGUGCGGGAUGAGAGCCGCCAAACGACCAUCAUGGUGGAGCAGUGCGGCCGCUACGCCUCCUUCCAGGCCAUCCCCAGCACCGAGUGGCGGAUCUGCACGGUGGUGACGGGCCUGGGCUGCGGGCUGCUCCUCCUGGUGGCCCUGACUGCCCUCAUGGGCUGCUGCGUGUCCGAGCUCAUCUCCAGGACCGUGGGCAGGGUGGCAGGAGGCAUCCAGUUCCUGGGAGGUCUGUUGAUUGGCUCUGGUUGUGCUCUCUAUCCUCUUGGAUGGGACAGUGAAGAAGUCAGACAAACCUGUGGCAACCUUUCCAACCAGUUUGAAUUGGGAACCUGCGAAAUCGGCUGGGCUUACUACUGCACAGGUGGGGGUGCGGCGGCAGCCAUGCUGGUGUGCACCUGGCUGGCCUGCUUCUCGGGCAAGAAGCAGAAGCAGUAUCCCUACUGAGCAGCCCCGGGUGCGGGCAGCUGCCAGAAGCACAAGGGCCUACAGGUGUCUUCUGGACCACAGUGACAACAAAAAGGAAAAUUUUAAGUGCUUUCGUUCUGAAACUCAGUAGGAUGGGCUGGUGGGUGGCACUGGGAGCCCAGGGGAAGAAGGUGAACCAUGGACCAAAGCCACCCCGCCAGGCAGGCUGGGGAAGGGCCUCCUCACCACCCCGCAGAAAUAUAACCAUGUAAACAAGGAAAACUCCACUUUGGCAAAUUGUGACAUUCUGCGUGCACCAAUUAAUGGCGGGAUUAGUGAGGAAAAGAUAUUGCUGGGAGGCUGGGGUAAUGCCCCUGCAAUGCGGUGUUCCCAAAAGCACACACACAGAUGUUGACCAUGGCACAAAAUGACUAGAGAGAAAAACCUUUUUGGUGCGAUUCUUCUUUCUUUCUUUCUUUUUUUUUUUUUUUUU